Molecule: messenger RNA, 1976 nt
Organism: Brachypodium distachyon (stiff brome)
Lineage: Eukaryota; Viridiplantae; Streptophyta; Magnoliopsida; Poales; Poaceae
Product: 3-oxoacyl-[acyl-carrier-protein] synthase I, chloroplastic
Exons: 7
Coding region: 96-1487 (463 amino acids)
Biological process (GO): fatty acid biosynthetic process
Molecular function (GO): 3-oxoacyl-[acyl-carrier-protein] synthase activity
Source: RefSeq, a predicted model, not a curated record
CACCACCACCCCACCCCGACUCCAACCCCGCAGCCAGCGCACCCCGGACGCCUCGUUUCCAUCGCCACGCCCCUCCUCCCGCCGCCGUCUCAGCCAUGCAGAGCCUCCUCCUCCCCACCGCCGCGGCCUCCGUGGCGCCGGCGGCCCCUCGCGGGCGGCGGCCGGGCCGCAUCUCCGUGCGCGCUUCCGCCACCGCGGCGGCGGCGGCGGCUGCGCCACGGCGGGAGACGGAUCCGAAGAAGCGGGUGGUGAUCACGGGGAUGGGGCUGGUCUCCGUCUUCGGGAACGACGUCGACGCCUACUACGACCGGCUGCUCGCCGGAGAGAGCGGCGUGGGCCCCAUCGACCGCUUCGACGCCUCCAAGUUCCCCACGCGCUUCGCCGGCCAGAUCCGCGGCUUCUCCUCCGAGGGGUACAUCGACGGCAAGAACGACCGCCGCCUCGACGACUGCCUCCGCUACUGCAUCGUCAGCGGCAAGAAGGCGCUCGAGGCCGCUGGCCUCCCGCUCGGCUCCGAGGCCAUGGGCAAGAUUGACAAGGCCCGGGCUGGUGUACUUGUGGGCACUGGUAUGGGCGGCCUCCAAGUGUUUUCUGAUGGUGUCCAGAAUCUUAUCGAGAAGGGCUACAGAAAGAUAACUCCUUUCUUCAUCCCGUAUGCAAUAACAAACAUGGGGUCUGCCCUGCUUGGCAUGGAUAUUGGUUUCAUGGGUCCAAACUACUCUAUUUCGACUGCCUGUGCUACUUCGAACUACUGUUUCUACGCUGCAGCAAACCAUAUUCGCAGAGGCGAAGCCGAUAUUAUGGUUGCUGGUGGCACUGAAGCUGCAAUUAUUCCAAUUGGUGUUGGUGGGUUUGUUGCAUGUAGAGCACUCUCACAGAGGAAUGAUGACCCUCAAACUGCAUCUAGGCCUUGGGACAAGGAGCGUGAUGGUUUUGUCAUGGGUGAAGGAGCUGGAGUACUGGUCAUGGAGAGCCUAGAACAUGCUAUGAAACGUGGGGCUCCAAUAGUUGCGGAGUAUUUAGGAGGUGCUGUGAACUGCGAUGCUUACCAUAUGACUGACCCAAGAGCCGAUGGUCUUGGUGUUUCAUCAUGCAUUAGACAAAGUCUUGAAGAUGCUGGUGUGGCCCCAGAGGAGGUGAAUUACAUAAAUGCUCAUGCAACAUCCACUCUUGCUGGUGAUUUGGCAGAGAUGAAUGCCAUCAAGCAAGUGUUUAAGGACCCAUCCGGGAUAAAAGUAAACGCAACCAAGUCCAUGAUAGGGCAUUGCCUUGGCGCCGCAGGUGGAUUGGAAGCAAUUGCUACUAUCAAAGCGAUAAACACUGGAUUGGUGCAUCCAAGCAUAAACCAGUUUAACCGGGAGCCAGCGGUUGAAUUUGACACGGUACCUAAUGUAAAGGCGGAACACGAAGUGAAUGUCGGUAUCUCGAAUUCGUUUGGGUUCGGAGGACACAAUUCGGUGGUAGUAUUUGCCCCAUUCAAGCCUUGAUGCGCUACUUUGCUCCACAAAUCUUUGGCCAGAACAGUGAUGGUUUUGGGGGGAAGCUCGGUGUUAUUUUGAUGGAAGCAAUUACUGAUCGGAUAAUAGCCAUUGCCACUUCACUAUGAACAGAGGAUCUGAGAUCCAUUGCAUUUUUAGAUACAUCCAUCUUCGUUUUAGAUUGAGAGCUCUCUGUAUAACGUCUUGCUGCCAUCUCCAGCCGGUUCUACUUGUUUUCAUGUAAUGCAAAAGGGAGGGAAUUUCUAGAAAUUGUCGUCAUGUAGAGGCAACUACUGGGAUAUUCUAUUGUUCUGUUCCACAGAGAAUGCAUUGGGGCCUAGCCAAGGAGUCUUCUGUCUGUCUGUCUGUACUACUUGAUCUGGUGGAAAUCUAUACCGUGUCGUAUUUUUUUUGUUCUAUAUCCAGGUUCCAGUAUGCUGUUGCCUGGAACCAAAUAAAAACUGUAUUUUUAGGAGAUGGCAAUACAUCUUGAACCAA